CUGGGCUCAGCUGACCGGAAGGAGAAUCAGCAGAAGAAGUCAGAUUCAGGAAUCUCCAAAUUUACCCAUCGUCUGUCCCUCAAAGAGCGUGUGGCCAAAGCAGAGAAAACUUCCUCGGACAGACCUCCAUCCUACAGGAGACGAUCUCUUAGUGUGGACUGGGCUGACACUGCCAAGAUGACGCAGCCCAUGAGGGGGGAUCAGGCCCACCAGCCAGCUCCGGCCCGCAAGUCAGCCAGCCUGUCCUCGCCAAGCGCGGCUCGCCGCUUAUACCGCAACUUGUCUGGAAAGUUCCGUGCGGGCACCAAUCCCCCUGGCCUGGAGGACAGUGUGGUGUCAGGACGGGGAGGAGACAAGGACAGGCUGCGCAAAACCACCAUAUUCCAGAGUAAUGAAGCAUUGUUUGAGGCAGUGGAGCACCAGGAGUUGGACUUGGUGCAGUUGCUUCUGUCCCAGUACAGUCUGGAGGAGCUGGACCUGAACACCCCUAACAGUGAGGGCCUCCUUCCCCUUGAUAUCGCUAUCAUGACCAACAACGUGCCAAUGGCCAAGUUACUGCUGCGAGCUGGUGCCAAAGAGAGCCCCCACUUUGUGAGUCUGGAGGGCCGAGCGGUACACUUAGCCACUUUGGUGCAGGAGGCUGAGCAGCGGGUGUCGGAGCUUCAGGCCCAAGUUGGAAGCGAGGGUCCUGGGGAGCGAGAGGGAUCUGACCGGGAGAGGCAGCUAAAGGCCUGGGAAUGGAGGCUCCGGCUCUUCCGGCGAAUGCAGACGGGCUUUGAGCAUGCUAAACCUCCAGAUGCUCCCAGUGUAGUUCGCCUGUCUGUCAGCAGCAGCACCAGUCUGCGGGUGGACUUCCAGGAACCUCUCUGUGUCAACUCUGCUGUGGUUACCAAGUACAAAGUGAGCUGGAGCAGCGCUCCUUCCCUCAGUCCUUUGAUGGGUGAGAUGGUGGUAGAGGACACCACUUUGCUACAGUGUAACAUCACUGGACUCUUUUGUGGGACCUACUACUAUGUCCAGGUGUCAGCCUAUAACAUGAAGGGCUGGGGGCCUCCACAAGUCUCCACCCCUGCCUGUGCUGCACCUUCCAGCUGGAGGGAUAUCGAUGGUCGUGCUCCACGUCAGAGAGGCCAGAAGGAGGCACUAGACCAGCUACUUGGACAGAUAAAAGAAGCUCACCGCCACUGUGUCUGCCAUGAACAGUGCAAAGCUCCACCACAAGGGAGGAAGCACUCAGUCUCGAAAAGCCUGCGCCACCUCUUCCAACCCACCAGCAAAUUUGUUAAAAGCUUGAAAAGAGGUCUCUAUCUGACAUCCAUAUUGUACAGAGAUGAUAACGUGUUGGUGACUUCAGAGGACCAGAUUCCUAUUGUGGAGGUUGAAGAUUCCUACUCCAGCUCCCUCAUGCAGGACUUUCUCUGGUUUACCAAGGUGUCGUAUCUAUGGGAGGAGAUUCCCUGGCUGCAGCAGUGUCUCAGUCCUUCCCAGUCGUCCUGCUCUUGUACCCUGCAGACGCGUCUCAAGAUGCUGCAGGCUGUCUCCCAGCUGCAGGGAAUGCUGGGGACCCAGGACCUUGGUCAGGUGUAUUUUGAGCCAAUCAAAGACAAGCAUGGUAAUGCUCUGCUGGUGCUCCUGAAGGACAUGAAUGCCUGUCCCAACCUGGAUGGGGUUCGCUGGACGCAGCUUUGCAAACUUCAACUCCAGCGCAAGUCCAUCUCGUCACCUGAAGAGCCCACUGCCUUGGACAUGCUACUCAUCACACUCCAUGAGAAGCUGGCGUAUCACAGACGGAGCAGGAAGGUCUUGUCUCCGGGCUUAUACCUUGGCUACCUGAAGCUGUGUACAUCUGUGGAGCAGAUCAGAGCGCUGGUGCCCCAGAAACUCCCCAACGUCCUCUGUCACGCCAAAAUUCGGGACAACUGUAAUGUGUCCAGAGAGGAGUGGCAAUGGCUGCAGGCUCUCAGCUCUCUGGAGGAGUCUCAGGAAAUGGACCACGAAGAACAGAGUGCUCCACAUCGCCUCCUACAGGACCUGCGCAGCGCCAUCAAGGACCUGAUGGCCCACAUUAAUGUUCCUGGCAAUCAGGCACAGGACUUCCGUAUCUACAGCCAGGAAGUGUUGGAGUUUGGUGAGAAAGUGUCCUUCCUGCUCCUCCUGCCACCUUCAGAUGAGGUGUGCACCGCUCCUGGUCAGAAUAACCCAUACUCCCCCCGCUCUGGCUUCCUCACCCUGCCCCUGCAGAUCUUUGAACUGGUACACUUUAAUGCUUACUGCCCCAGUUUCAUCGGCCAGUACUGCAGAGUAUCAGCCUUGCUGGAGCUGGAGUCCCUCAUGUCCCAGCAGGCUCUGAGAGAGGCCUUCUCUGAGGCUGAGCUCCUUGCUGCUAAGAAGAAACACCAGCAGGUCCAGGAACACAUGCAGCAAAUGGAGGAGGUUUGGCGUGAUGCGAGGUGGAUCAUGGACGCCUUGCAGUACGCCCGCUACAAGCAGCCAACGGGAGGCAUAUCCAUCAGCUGGAUCAUUGACUUCUCCAAGGAAGUGAUGCCCGAGAAGCCUCCAUCCACCUCCUCUCAGCCAGACUUCAUGCCCUCCCCUAUGCCUUCACCCGAACCCUGCCGCAAGCAUUCAGAUUUUGCUGGACUAUCAGAUGAGGAGGGUUCCUCUGAGGUCUUCCUCACCACAGACAGUGACUAUGACUCCAGCCGUGCCCAGAGUCCUCGUGAGCUGGACCUGUUGCCCCCCUCACCCCUCUUGUCCUCUGCACCACUGGAGCCCCGCAGCUUCCUUCGCAGUGAUGGCAGCAGCUCAGGAGGAGGAAAGUGUCUUGGAGUGGGUGGACGCGGAGGGGGAACGCUAAGGGAUUCCACACCAGACGUCCUCCAGGCCUCUGAGCUGCAGCACAGCAGGGAAGGGGAGCGGUGUGGCGGAGGCGGAGGAGUUAGGUGUGGUGGGGAAAGGAGAAGGGGGGCUCCAGAACCGUUUGACAGUGACUUCAUCCUGCCCAGCAGGCAGAUUGAGCUGUUGCACAUCACAGAAAAGAGACAGGCUUUCUGUGUGAGAACCAGCAGCCUGGAGUUUCCUUCCAGCACCUCAGGCCACCACCAGCCUUACUGCUACCACAGCUUCUGCCCCUCGCCCUCCUCCUCACCGCAGCGAAGAUGGCACAGGCCCUCGUCCGUGGACCGCUGUUGCUCAGCUGAGCACUGCCAAUCACAGCUUCCACCAGCUCGUACGUUAUCACAGGACAGCGGCACACAGAGACUCUCCUCGCCAUCACCUGCUGCUGUCAGAAAGGGCUGUCAUGCCACGCUCAGAGUGUAUCCACAGUACCACACAGGCCUGCCAAAGGAAACCAGUGUUAAGCUUUGCGUAACUCCGGGAACAUCAGCGCAGGAGAUGGUCCAGCUGGUUGUGCAGGAGAUGAACAGCGUGUCUCGGCGCAUGGUCGGUAGCGGCGGAGGCGGCAGUGAACAGGAACAGUGUGUGUACUACAGUACUGAACAGUUAAAGCACUUUGGCCUGGUGCUGGUUGUAGACAACAGAGAAAAGUGGCUUCAGGAUGAUUUCUGUCCCCUGGAGCUCCAAAACCCCUGGCUGAGGGGCAAACUGUGCGUUCGCAUUAAGGAGUAUUCACCGCUAGCACUCAAACACAGCCGGGCCACCACAGUGUGAACCUUCCAGGAGAGAGAAUGAGAUUAUUUUCAGAGUUCUUGCCUUGAGCAGAUUCUCUUUCAGUCCGUGUGUGUUGAAACUAGAGCUGUUACAUUUGUACAAACAGGAUCCUAACAGGCUCCUAAACUACACUCUGGUGUCUCACUGUGGUGUUACUGUCCACCACUGCAGCUAUAACAUGUCAUAUUUUCUGCUGUGUUCUUGUUAUCAGAAAAGCUUCGGUUCUCAUGAAAUGUGUUCUCCCGCACAAAAGUCCUUUUUCUAUGAACAUCAGAGACCCUCGUAUGGACACCAAAUGAACAAUAGCAAAAUAGAACAAAGAGAAAGUUUUCUCGUGCUGUCAGAAAUCAUUGAGGAAAAGAUCGUGAUGCAGAACAAGAUUAAUGGAGCAUCACUUUGACUUCUGGCAUGAUUGAAGUCGGCACAUCGUGCUGUGCGUGUUGCCAAAACGACAUGGGCAGCAUCAUCUCCUCCCAAGCCACACGCGGACAUGGCUUUUCCUAUGAACUCUCUCAUUGUGUCAUUCCCAAAGAGCUGUCGGCUGCAGCCGCCCGGCCCCAUGUUCCCAGGAUGUGGGCUCUGGACCCGGCCCAGAGGGCAGGAAGGAAGCGAAAGUACAGAGGGGGGCUGGCGUCUCCGCUUGGGGACGCAAUCGGCCCGAAGAUUUGGCCCAUCAGACUGUCACUCAACUGCUCUUGGCCACUGUACUGUCUGGUGGCUAAGCCGCCAAGAAAGGAAGAGAGAUUUUUAUAGAGGACGAGGGAGAGAGAGAGAGAGAGGAGGAGGACGAAGGUGGAGGCUGCAUCUCUCAGAACCUGGCACUGGCUCUCUGGUGCUCUUUUCCUCUCUUUCGCAGCAACAAAUCCUCUGUGGACUCAGUCGCAGUGUAGCUAACAAAUACGAUCAUCUCAUUUUGUGAAGUAACACAAAAUUAAAACCAGCCAAUCUGGAUUUCCACAUCAGAGAAAAAAAAACAAGCAAUAUCUGACAGUUUUUCUAAUAGAUGGAAAAGAGCAUGUAAACCCUAGUUAACCAGUUCAGUGUUUUGUUGUGUUUGGUUCAGUAGUAUUCCCAGAUCCAUCAGAAAUUGGUGCCCAUCAGUCUAGAACAGGGUCUCCCAAAGGGGUUCUAGUGUGGAAUGGAUGACUCAAGUUAUUAAGAGGCCCAGUGUUUGUUAGCAAAGAAGAGGACUCUGUAGACUGUCUCCUAAACUGCUUUAAAAUGAGUUACAUAUGAAAGUUAUAAAUAAAAGAUGGCUAGAAAUAUAUUUUAGAGACUGAACGAACCAUGAUUGAUGGAGGUCAGUGAAGGCAUCAGUCAUUCAGUCGCCUUCCUAACUUGAGGGAGGAGUUAAACAAGACAUGGGUAACACAGGAAGUCUUGUUAACCAAACCCCAAUUAUUGAUCUUCCUUAUGAUUUCCGCUUAGUUCUGACAAAUUGCGAUUUGAAAAAUGAAAGCAUUUGAAACAGCCAACCUCCCUCCAAAAUGUGACACCCACCAGUGCAAGCUUCAGCGCAGUAUUAUCAAAAGUAAAUCAAAAGCUAGCCGAAAACACUGGUGAUUAAAGCAUGCUGUCAUGGACAAGAGUGAUUGUGCAUUUUUUUCUAUAUCUAUUGUAAAUGAAUCAGAAUUUAAAAACCACAUCAAUGGAUCCCUUCAGUCAACAAAGUAUCAGUGGAGUUGUCAAAAAUGUUUUCUCCCUGAAAUAUGUCAAUUGUAGCUUUUUAAAAAUAAAAUUUAUCAGUAACAACAAUAACAAUAAUAAUCAUGAUAAUAAUGAUCUUUAUUUAUAAGACACUUUUCAAAGCAAGUUAGAAAGUGCUUUACACAGUUUAACCAGGAUUAAAACAUUGCAAGACUGCAAACAAAAUAACAUGCCCAACAACAAUAAUAAACAAGAUAAAACCAGUAACAAUAAUAAUAAAACAGCUGAGUCAUGUUUGCAAUAAUACAGUAUGUUAGCAUUAAGUUUUGCUUGGGCCUCUUAACAACUUAGAGCAUCCUUUUUAACAAAUGUUUGGAAACCUGCGCUGUGUUUUGGUCCCUCUGUUCCCACCAGACAGGGUGUGAAACCUCCCAACGUUACAUCUGAAACAGAACAGUCUGCUCAUUGUUUACAGCAAACUCCACAUCGCACACUCUCACAAACUUCAGGCUGUUGUGUUUUAUUUAUUUAUUUUAUUUUAUUUUAUUUUUUACAUUUACUGUUUAUCAGUAUAUGAUAAACACUUUUUCCUGCUCUAAAACAUCAUCUCCAAAUGUAGCAUGGGAAAGGUCCAUAAGAGGAGCGUUUAAUGGGUGAAGUCAGUGGACCUGGCCUCAAUAACUGUAGCAUUUCAGGUUCACAGGUUGCUGUGGAACUUGUCACAGGUGGAGUUAACAAGUGAUGUCUCUCCAAGUGUUUACACCAUAUAGUUUCCUUCCAAUGAUGUGCUCACGUGUAACUACUGUAUAAAGAUGUCUUAAGACAAACUGAUGUUGUAAUUGGUUUUACUAAUGGCUUGAACUCUUGUGUUAGCGCUUAGAUGUCUUCUUUAUUCACCUUGUUAAAAGCUUUUUUUUUUGUUGUUGUUUUUUUUUAUGAGGACCAACUGCAAAAAGUAAUCACACAACCAGAAACCGACCCAUGUACAUAUACAAACAAGACCAGGGAAUGAAUGUACUGUAUCUGCCCUAAAUGUGAAAGAAAGUGAAUGUGGGGAUGUCAUCAUGUCAGAGGUCAAACGUGAGUGAAGUAAUAGACAGGACUCCAUCUUAACAUUGCGCUGAAGGGGAGGAGGGGGAGGGGCGUUAAAUUCCCUUUCCAGUCAAAAAAAAAAUAAAGCAAAGCCCCAUGUUUACAAGGAGCUGUUGGCAGAUCCAUCAGGCGAAGUCAUGAAGGAGACAUCACGUCACUUUUUUAAAAUCUAUUUUUAUUGAACAAUAAAUGAAUAUUACAAAAUAAAA
Molecule: messenger RNA, 6620 nt
Organism: Scatophagus argus
Lineage: Eukaryota; Metazoa; Chordata; Actinopteri; Scatophagidae
Gene: ankfn1b
Product: ankyrin repeat and fibronectin type-III domain-containing protein 1
Exons: 20
Coding region: 178-3672 (1164 amino acids)
Biological process (GO): establishment of mitotic spindle orientation; regulation of establishment of bipolar cell polarity; signal transduction
Cellular component (GO): spindle
Molecular function (GO): protein binding
Source: RefSeq, a predicted model, not a curated record